GAAUCGUCUACAACAAUUUUCCAAGGGGACAUUCCUUGCGCAGUUCCUGUUGCUGUUCAAUCAAGGUUCUGGAUCCAUAUUGCGGUUCACAGCAUCAGACAUCAUAAUUGGAGAGACAUGAGUUACGAAAUACGGUGUUUCUAGUUAGUUCUGAUGGCAGACUAUGGAGGAGGUCGUCCCUACCGUGGACGUGGGAGAGGCCGUGGCGGUGGGGGACAGGGAGGUGGUGGUCGAGGACGUGGCCGGGGAGGAAAUGGUGGGCAGCGAGGCAGGGGCAGAGGUGGCUAUGGCGGAGAGGGCAGAGGUGAUCAAGAGCAAGGAAAUGGACAGGAAGGCCGUGGUGGUCAAAGGGCAGAGGAUGUUAACAGACCGAGAGGCCCUCCAAGAAUUGGCUACACCAAAUUAAAGCUACUGUUAGAGGAGGGCCCAGAUGAUAUUUUGAUGUCACUCAAUAGAAACAUGAAUGGAAUGAAAGAAAUUCUUGUGUUUCCCAUGAAAAAAGAUUGGGUUAAUCUUGUCUUGGCUGUUCUAAGCAGAGGUUGUCAGUGCACUAUGGUUGUGGAGACUCUAGUACAUGUCCUUACUAUGGUACAUGACACUGAUUUCAUAGACCGUAUUAUCCCAACACGUUUCCUAGAAAUGACCAAGGAAAGGUCAGUGCAUGAACAGGAACAAUUUGCAAAACCAAUUAAAGAUGUAUUGGAGUUGUGUUCCCAAUUGCUGCAGAGGAUUCCGAACCAUGCCUAUGAUAAAGUCUUUCUUUGUCUAUCGACAAUUGAGCAAUCAAUCAGAAUGCUGCGUGCUAAGACCAGUAUCAUUGAUCAGGAUAUCGAAGGCAAGGUGGAGGAAGUAAAGGCACUCUUAGAAGAGAGUUCUAAUAGAGUUGAACCUCCAGUUCCAGAACAGAAGCGAAGAGGAUAUCCUGACAGAAGGGAUGAAGAGCAGCCCCCGAAUGACUUCCGCACCAUACCUAUAGCCCCAACGCGUGGGGAUCUGUUCAUCAGAUCAAGAGAUGAUGCGGCACUAUGGCUCCGUCGAAACAAGGCUCGUGGACAAUAUCUCAAUGUUGAUCAUUAUCUGGAUGUGCAGUUCCGCCUGCUGCGAGAAGAUUUUGUGCGCCCUCUACGAGAUGGUCUGAAAGAGUAUCGCCAACACUACAUCGAUAUGGAAGACAGGAAAGCCAGACUUCAAAACGUUCGUGUCUACACAAACAUUCACAUUAUCCGGCCAGUUUGUACAAACAAUGGCCUGACGUACAGGAUUCGUUUGGACACCAAACUGCUGAAGAAUGUCAAGUGGAAAUUUUCAAAACGACUGAUCUUUGGAUCACUCGUGUGCCUUUCGCGGGAUAACUUUCAAACCUUGCUUUUUGCUACAGUUACCGAUAGGAAACCAGAAGAUCUUGAGAAGGUCGGUGAACUAGAAAUCAAGUUUGAGGACUUCAAUGAGGAUGUUGCUGCGGCCGUCCGCAACAUGGAGUUAUCGUACACAAUGUUGGAGACAUCAGCCUACUUUGAAGCAUACAGGCAUAUCCUAAAAGGUCUUCAAGACACCAAUGAUGAUAAUAUGCCAUUCAAAAGGUAUAUUGUGGAUUGUGAAAGGGUGAUCCGUCCACCAGAAUAUCUGGGACCCCGUUCCAUUUAUGAUCUUCGACCUAUCAUCCAAGGAACGACUAAAGAGAGAAGGCUAAGAAAUGCUGAAGCUGAUGACACUGAUGAUGAUGAUGAUGAUGAUGAUGAUGAGCCAGAAACGCGAUAUGUUUUCACAGCAGCUGCCCAGUUUGCAAGGCGCAUCCCAAUCCUGCAUGAUGCAUCCUGGCCCGGCGCAGAACAGCUUGGGGUUGAUGAAUCACAACUGAAAGCUCUAAAGACAUGCCUGACAAAGGAAUUUUCCAUCAUCCAGGGCCCCCCAGGUACAGGAAAGACUUUUAUAGGACUGAAGGUGAUAGAAGUGUUGCUGCACAACCAUAAGGUCUGGACUGAGGACCCCAUAACCCAUGUGGAAGAUAGACGACCAGUAUUAGUCGUUUGCUACACCAAUCAUGCCCUUGACCAGUUUCUGGAAGAAGUGACCAAGUUCUACGACAAGAAUCUGCUGCGUGUUGGAGGUAGAAGUAACAGCGAAGUCCUCAAGAAGUACACAAUGCGCAGUGUACGUAGCAAAGUAAAAGAGAAGAAAGAAGUUCCCCGUCUAGUCCAUGAUGGUCUUCGAGCAGCCUUUGAUGAUAUGAAAAAGCUUCAAGCUACAUUGGAGACAACUGUCCAGAAGUCGGAGGUUGUAGAAAAAGGAAUCAUACACGAAGAACACCUCAGGAAACACAUCAAUGACCAACAUUGGAGAUCCCUGCUUGAGCUAACUGAUGUAGUGGAUGGUAGAGUGUGCUUGAUGGCAGAAUGGUUAGGCUUCGGAAAGUCAGCAUUAAGUGAUUUUGUUGAGCCUGAAAAUCCCGAGGCAGUGGAUGAGGAGGUGCUUGAUGAUGACAUGGAGGAUGAAGAACUUGAGGUUGAGGGUGAUCUUGAUUUCAUUGAAGACCAAAGAAAGAUGGAUGAUGAACUGGAUCCUUUCUAUUAUACUGACCCGAAUGCCAUAGUUGCUGGAAUUGGUUUGCUUGGUUUGGAAGAAUCAGACAUGGACACAGAAAUAGCAGAGGCAGGUGGGUGGCAAAGGGCAGCCAAACCAAAGAAGCGUAAGGAGCAGCUGAAGAGGCAGCUAAAAUCAUGUGAUGCAAUGAAAGAGGAAGAUGCAGCGAAUGUUCACCGCAUCUGGCAGUUGGGUUACCAGGACAGAUGGCGUCUGUAUAGACACUGGAUCGGCAAGUACCUCCAAGAAAUCAAUGCAAACAUUGAGAGACAACAAGAGCUGUACUCACAAGCUACUGCAAGAAUGCGGGAAGCCAGAGAUCAGGAGGACUUGGCUAUCAUGCGCACAGCCACAGUCAUUGGAAUGACCACAACUGGUGCAGCUAAGUAUCGUACAGUGAUGCAAGAAAUACAGCCAAGGAUUGUAAUAGUCGAAGAAGCUGCCGAGGUAUUGGAGUCACACAUCAUUACCACGCUUAGCAGAGGAUGUCAACAUGUCAUUCUAAUUGGUGACCACAAGCAGCUCCGUCCAUCUCCAGCAGUCUAUGAACUAGCGAUGCAUUACAACUUGGACAUUUCUCUGUUUGAGCGAAUGGUGAAGAAUGAAUUGCACCUUGAAUGCCUCCAGUACCAACACCGCAUGCGACCGGAGAUAUCAAACCUGAUCAAGCUCAUCUACCCAGACUUACGUGACCAUCAGAAUGUCCUAAAGUACGAAGACAUAAAGGGGGUGUCAACAAACAUGUUUUUCAUUAACCACCAUAUGAAGGAAAAGGAAGACCUAGAUUCCCGGAGUCACUCCAACAAGCAUGAAGCCGAGUACAUUGCCCGACUUUGCAAGCAUCUACUACUUCAAGGAUAUGCUCCUUCUCAGAUCACUGUCCUGACGCCAUAUACAGGGCAGUUAUUUGCCUUGAAAGAUAAAAGCGUCAUGGAUAAGAAAACAUUCGAAGGUGUCAAGAUCACCGUGGUUGACAACUACCAAGGAGAAGAGAACGACAUCAUCCUCCUGUCUUUGGUCAGAAGCAACAAUGAAGGAAGGUUAGGAUUCCUUAAGAUUCAGAAUCGAAUCUGUGUGGCACUCUCUAGAGCCAAGAAGGCUAUGUAUGUCAUUGGUAACUUUGACAUGAUGAUGAAGAAUUCUGAAGAUUGGAGCAAAACAAUUCAACUCCUCGUAGAGAACAAAAUGUAUGGUCCUCAACUUGUACUACAGUGUCCAAAUCAUCCAGACGUAACCAUCCCAACGAAAGUUGCUGAGGAUUUCAACAAGGCACCAGAGGGAGGAUGCUCAAAGCCAUGUGAUCAUCGGCUGUCAUGUGGACACCAGUGUCCGUCUGCUUGCCAUGUGAAGAACGCUGACCACAAACUGACCAAAUGCUACAAGCCAUGUGAAAAGAGAUGCCCAGAAGGUCACAAGUGCAGAAAGAUAUGCCAUGAGAAAUGUGGUUCUUGCAAAGAGAGGUGUAGGAAGCGUUUACCAAGAUGUAACCAUGAUCAAGUAGUUUAUUGUCACGAAGAUCCAGCUCUCGUCAUUUGUAAAUCUCCAUGUAAACACACUCUUCUGUGUGGGCACCGAUGUGGAAACUCAUGUGGUGAAGCGCACACUGCCAAAUGCCAGUCUCAAGUUCAGAAGACUUGGCCCUGUGGCUGCAAAAGUCCUGUUCAAUGCCAUGUUGAUGUGACUACGACGCCAUGUCCAAAGAAGUGUGAAACACUACUGAGUUGUCUCCAUCCCUGUCCUGGGACAUGUGGAGAUUGUCUUCAGGGGCGAAUCCAUGCAGCUUGUCGGCAAACAUGUGGGAGAACACUAGUGUGUGGCCACAAUUGCAAGUUCCCUUGUACCAAGGAGUGUCCGCCAUGUGAAGAGAAGUGUCUGAACCGCUGCAUCCAUAGCAAGUGCACAAAAAGAUGUGGAGAACCAUGUAUUCCAUGCAAUGAGCAUUGCCAGUGGAGCUGUCCGCAUUACCAAUGCAACAAGGUUUGUCAUGAGCUCUGUGAUCGCCCAAGAUGUGACCAACCCUGCCUCAGGCGUCUUCGUUGCAGGCAUUUCUGUAUUGGUUUGUGUGGUGAGCCAUGCCCUAAACUCUGCAGGGAGUGCAAUAAAGAUGAGGUCACUGAGGUACUUUUUGGAGAUGAAGAUGAACCUGAUGCCAGGUUCAUCCAGCUCGAGGACUGUGGCCAUGUCAUUGAAGUAGGAGGAAUGGAUCAGUGGAUGGAUGCAAGAGAAGAGGCAGUUGGACCAGAGGGAAUCAGCAUCCAGAUGAAAAAGUGCCCUCGGUGCAGCAUUCCCAUACGUAAACAUCUUCGUUAUGGCAGCAUUGUGAAGCAAACCCUAAAGGAUAUUGAGGCUGUGAAGGUGCAUAUACUGGGAGAACGGCAUCUGGUGAAAGACAGGCAUAUCCAUCUCAACGGCCUGUUACACCAAAUUCACCUUGGUCCCUACAACGCCAGGUCUCGCAUAAAAGGUGAAUUGGAUCGACCGAAUGUCACCAUGGCAACUCUUGACCUUAUCGAAAACACCCUUGAAUUCCUUAGGCACCUUGAGAAGGUACGCAAAGAUGUUGCUGCACAUCUCCGUGGCAAGCCCCGUGGAGAGAAACUUGUUGACGACUGCAACCUGAUUGAGGAGCGCCUGUUGAAACUUUGCCAACGCAUCAGUGAACAGCAAGUGAAUGAUUUUCAAAUGGAAGUCACUAGGCUGUCUAAGGCAACCAAACUCACACUAUAUCUCCAGAAGAUUAUUGAUGGAGGAUUCCAAAACUGCAUGCCAGCACAAGUGUUUGGUAAUCUGCAAAUGAUGCUCGAUUCCAUUACAAAUGGAACAAAAUUUACAGAUGAAGCAGAGACUGCAGUGGACAAGGUUGUCAUCGAAGUCGAGAAGCACAUCCCGAAAAGUGGGCUUGGCAUUUCAGAAGAUGAACGUGUGAUGAUUGUCAAGGCCAUGGGCAUGUCUCAAGGACAUUGGUACAAGUGCCCAAAUGGGCAUCCUUACGCCAUUGGGGACUGUGGAGGAGCCAUGGUAGAAACCAAGUGCCCCGAGUGCAAGGCUACGAUUGGUGGGAGGAAUCACGCUCUGACUGCUGGGAAUCGUCAUGCUGGUGAGAUGGAUGGUUCCAGACAUGCUGCUUGGUCUGAAGGAGCCAAUCUUGGGAACUAUGGAAACAUAUUUUAAACUUCAGGACAUUCUUGAUUUUGGAUGGCCCCGAGUGCAAGGCUACGAUUGGUGGGAGGAAUCACGCUCUGACUGCUGGGAAUCGUCAUGCUGGUGAGAUGGAUGGUUCCAGACAUGCUGCUUGGUCUGAAGGAGCCAAUCUUGAGAACUAUGGAAACAUAUUUUAAACUUCAGGACAUUCUUGAUUUUGGAUGGCCAUUCAUUUAGGACAAUAAUGAGUUCAACCUAUGUGUGAAUAGGGGUGUGGAUGUACAUAGAGCUACAUGUGUAUGGCCCAUUACGGGUUUAUAAGAAAUUGUGCAGAUAUGGUUAUGGCUGUACAUUAGAUACCAGUGUUGCAUGCUGAGUUCCCGGUCCUGGUGAUCGGCCACUCUAUUAUAGUGUCUCCUCCCACAACUUUCUGGGAAGUGCAAAGAAAGUGCAGGUACUCUUAUUGAAAUCAACCUACCGGUAAAAGAUGCAAUGUUGAGAACUAUGGAAAUAUCUUUGAACUUGAUACUAGGCAUGAUGCUUUGUUUGAAGGUUCCAGUUUUGAGAGGACUAUGGAGAAUCUUUUUGAAUUUUAGGAUGUUACUAAGCUCAUGUCCAGGAGAUAUACUUUAAAUAUGAGGACAUUCUUGAUGUUCCGGUUGGCCAUUAUGGCAUUAAUUUAGGACAAUGUGUCAGGUUAGUUUCAAACUGUGUGUGGAUGCAGAUAGAGUAACAUGUAAAUGUCUCAUGGGUUUAUGGGAAAGUUUGCAGUUGUGGUUAUGGCUGAAGGUGCCACUGUUGAGAUCUAUCAAAUAUAUGGUAGUUCUCAGGAUUGAAUAUGAAACAUGAAAUAUAUUUCAAACUUAGAACAUUCUAUGCACAUGUGAGUAUACUUCGCAUUUUUGCAUGACGUCUAGAGUACAACAACAUGUACAUGUAUAAUUCUCAUGAUAGUCUUGAUAGUACAUGUAUAUAUAUUGAAAUACAUGUGGAGUUGAUUUCCUAAAAGCAUUUUCAAGUCUAGUCUUGGAGCCUGGAAAUGUUUAUAAUGCAAUUUUUACCAUUUUAGGUAUAAUGAUGAGGAAAUUUCAAAUGAUUUGGUUAUUUUGGAAGUCGAAUGUUCAGUUGAUAUACUGUUGCAUGCUAUGUAAUGUUAAUAACUAUAUAUGAGUGCAUUAAUAAAAUUAAAAAUCAAA
This is a messenger RNA of Lineus longissimus, 6917 nucleotides long. RefSeq names its product NFX1-type zinc finger-containing protein 1-like. NCBI's taxonomy places the organism in Eukaryota, Metazoa, Nemertea, Pilidiophora, Heteronemertea, Lineidae. Gene Ontology annotation, biological process: regulatory ncRNA-mediated heterochromatin formation. Gene Ontology annotation, cellular component: nuclear RNA-directed RNA polymerase complex. Gene Ontology annotation, molecular function: helicase activity. Bases 154 to 5751 code for a protein of 1865 amino acids. The record is from RefSeq and is a predicted model, not a curated record. The transcript is spliced from 4 exons.